AGGAGGUUUUGUGGCCAGGGUUAGUCGCUACAGAAAGGAGCGGCCACAGCUUAUGUAAAAGCAAGGCCACCUAUCCACCUCUCCCUUCUAAUACCACCAUCGGUUUUCCAAAACCACUCUGGUUUUCUGCCUUUCCCUUUUAUUUAAACUCCUCCAUCCCUUCCCACAGACGGUUUAGGGCUUUGCAGAGAUGAAAUCGAAAUCUAGGGUUUGCGAGCUCUGCAGAAGAGAGGCGAACCUCUAUUGCGAGUCGGACUCGGCGUUCCUCUGCUGGGACUGCGACGCGACCGUGCACGGGGCUAAUUUCCUGGUGGCGCGGCACGUGCGGCGGACGGUGUGCUGCAGGUGCGAGGGGUUCGACGGGAAUAGCGUCUCGGGGGCCGGAUCCCGCCCGAUCCGGCCGGUGUGCCGGUCCUGCGGACCGGAGGAAGACGGUUCUUGCUCUUCCCUGUCUUCCUCAUCGUCGGAGUGCAUCUCAACGGCGGAGUCGUUCACGGGCAUGAGAAAGGCCGGAGGGAGCCGGUCGAGGACCGGGCGGAUCGGGAGGACCGACCGGUCUGGUUCGGUCUCGGAGUUUUCCGUUGGGGACGGCUCGAAGGCUGCAGCAGUCAGGGAGACGAAGGGGGACGUCGAUGCCAAGGCGGAGGGUAUUUUGGUAAUUUGGUCGAGGCGGUUGGGGUUCAAGAGCAGCUGCUGUGUGGGUUUCGCCCUGCAUGCGUUUGGGAUCUGCUUGAGGAAAUUUACGGCUUUGCCCUUCAGGGUCUGCCUAGCAUCGUCGCUCUGGUUCGCGGCCAAGCUCUGCGAGAGACGUGGCGUGUCCACGUGGCAGCUAAAGAAGCUAGAAGCGUGUUCGGGGGUCCCAGCGAAGCUGAUCCUACUGGCUGAAACCAAGCUCUCGCCGUUCGUAAAACUCCACAAGUCAUCCCAAGAGGAGGCGGAAGGUUGGGCCGAAUGCUCUGACGGCUGAGAUUGCACUCAGGGAACGUGCGAGUCGCUUGUGUGUAUGCGUUGUAAUUGAUAACGAUAGGAUAUGGGAAUGUUGGUGUUUUUUUCUUUU
This is a messenger RNA of Magnolia sinica, 1057 nucleotides long. RefSeq names its product B-box zinc finger protein 32-like. Lineage: Eukaryota; Viridiplantae; Streptophyta; Magnoliopsida; Magnoliales; Magnoliaceae. The transcript has a single exon. Gene Ontology annotation, molecular function: zinc ion binding. The record is from RefSeq and is a predicted model, not a curated record. Bases 191 to 967 code for a protein of 258 amino acids.